AUGGGGAUUCCUCAUCUGAUUACCACGCUGGAGAAUUAUGCCUCUCACGAGAUUCUCCAGCACCAAGUGGUAGUCGUCGAUGGCCCAGCAUUGGCUUAUCAUAUUCUUCAUCUCUGCAGAUUUCAAGGGGCCAAUCAGCCGUCAUAUGGCCUUCUCAGUCGACUCGUCAUUGAAUGGUUGGAUCGUCUGGAAGAUCAGCAAGUGACCAUUCGAGCCAUAUACUUCGAUGGCUACCUGCCAGAAUCCAAGCAGCCUAUCCGCAUGGAGAGGGUGAUGAAAGUAACUUCCCGGCUCAACUUGUUCUACUCUUCAAAUUCUAUGGCUUGUCCUCGCAAGCAUGUGGUUCCUACAAAUGAUAUAUAUCUAGAUGCAAACCGCCCGGGAAGAUUCACCGAUAAAACUUCCCUGGAUCCGGCUUUUCUUGUUCCCGCAAUCAUUGAUGCUAUCAGAGGUAGCUCUCGAUACCGAGAAAAAUGCUUCAUUAUUCCAGGAGAGGCUGACGCCUACUGUGCUUCGGACAUUGCGAAGCAUGGUGGUACAAUUUUGACAUCCGACUCGGAUCUACUUGCUCAUGACCUUGGCAAUGGCAAAGUUGUCUUCUUCCGAGAUAUCCAUGAGAAUGCUAGUUCGAUGCUGGCUUGCGUGGUGUAUGCGCCUCGUGAGAUAUACACGAAAAUAGGAUUGUCAAAAUCCGUGGAAGCUUGUCGCUUAGGGUAUGAACGGCUGCGUAACCCCAACGCAACGCUUCCUAUGCUAUUGAAGGCCUGCUCGAAACCUAUAGCAGAUGCUCUGGACUAUGAUCAUUUUCGUCAACAAUAUGUCCACCACGAAAGUGCUCCAGUACCGCACUUGGUGGACGGUAGUUUGCUCCCAUUGAGCGGCCUUGACCCCAGAGUGUCAGAACUGCUCCUUCAAAUUGGCCAGGCGCCUAAAGCCAAGAACGCCCGAGAGAAGGCCAAGAUUUUUCUUCCAUCCUUAUUCGAUAAUCCCACCAAAGGCACAUCUUGGGACGCAAGCGCGCAUGUCCGGACGUUGGCCUACACGGCGGCGUGCCGCUAUCUUCAAUGUCGCUGCUCUAUGUCAGUUGAGGAAUACAGAAGAGUGCAGAACAUCAAUCAAAAGGGACGAGAAAUUUCACUGCUAUCCAGCGAUGAGACAAAUAUAGCGGCCCGUGAGCUGCUGGAACUUUUGAGGCGAAAUGCAACCAGCAAGGCAAGAAUUCACAUACACUAA
Trichoderma breve is the source of this 1233-nucleotide messenger RNA. Its product is annotated as XPG domain containing domain-containing protein. The record is from RefSeq and is a predicted model, not a curated record. NCBI's taxonomy places the organism in Eukaryota, Fungi, Ascomycota, Sordariomycetes, Hypocreales, Hypocreaceae. The transcript has 3 exons. The coding region runs from base 1 to 1233 and encodes 410 amino acids.